Messenger RNA from Cuscuta epithymum, 1618 nucleotides. Lineage: Eukaryota; Viridiplantae; Streptophyta; Magnoliopsida; Solanales; Convolvulaceae. The record is from the annotation of a GenBank genome assembly.
GUUGUCACUCAUUAACGAAGCUCAACUUCUUUUAAUUUCUCUCCUUUUUCUUGAUCAUCAUACAUAUAUUUUUCAAUUAAGAUUCGAAAAUUUGGGUAAUAUGGGUAAGUGUACAAUGAUUUUGUCUCUACUAGCCUUGCUUACAAUCAUAGCAAGACCACCCAUGGCUAUGGCUGGGGCAACAAAAGCCAAUAUGGUCACAGUUCUGAGUGUGGAUGGGGGAGGAAUAAGGGGGAUAAUUCCAGGUAUCCUUCUGGCGUUUCUGGAAUCCAAGCUCCAGGAAUUGGACGGGCCAGACGUAAGAAUCGCGGACUACUUCGAUGUGGUGGCCGGAACAAGCACAGGAGGAUUAGUCACCACCAUGCUUACUGCUCCCAACAAGGAUAAGAGACCCUUGUUUGAAGCAAAGAAUAUCACCUCCUUUUACAAGGAACACGGCCCAAAGAUAUUCUCUACAACCAGCUCGAAUGUAUCAACCGGGCCGAAAUAUGAUGGGAAGUAUCUGAGAUCAAUUGUGAAAGAUAUGUUGGGAAGCACAACAAUGAACCAAACAUUAACUUGUUCCAUCAUACCAACAUUUGAUAUCAAGCGCCUUCAGCCCAUUAUUUUCACAACUUCUGACGCUAAAGCAAAUCCUACAAAGAAUGCUCUACUUUCAGAUGUUUGUAUAAGUACUUCUGCAGCACCAACCUUUUUCCCGCCUUACUAUUUUGAGACUAGGGACGCCGUUGGUGGUGUAAAUAGCUUCAAUCUCGUUGAUGGAGGAAUUGCUGCUGGUAAUCCGACAAUGACGGCAAUCACCCAUAUCUCAAAGGAAAUCUUGAAGGAGAAAUUUCAAUUUCAAGACAUGCAGAGAAUUAACACAACUAGACUGCUGGUUUUGUCAUUGGGGACAGGGAUAGCAAGGAAUGAAGAAAAAUACAAUGCUUCCAUGGCCUCCACAUGGGACUCUCUCUCUUGGGUGAUCAACAUUAUGAAUGGUCAAACUCCAUUAAUAGAUAUGUAUGGGGCUGCUAGUGCAGAUAUGGUAGACAUUCAUGUCUCCACCUUGUUUCAGUCCCUCCGUAAUGAGAAAAAUUAUCUAAGGAUUCAGGAUGAUAUGCUUACGGGGACAACAUCAUCGUCAGAUGAUGCGUCUGUGAAAAACAUGGGCUUGCUCGAACAGAUUGGCAAUGGUCUCUUGAAGAAGUCAGUUUCGAGGCUGAAUUUGGACAGUGGAAGAUUUGAAGCAGUUCAAGGAGAAGGCACAAAUGAAGAAGCUCUCACCCGCUUUGCUAAGCUGCUUUCACAUGAGAGGAAGUUUAGAAGAGGCAGAACAAACUGAGAACAUCAACCAAUUUUCCAAAUUUGACAACAGAACUGAUGGUUGUGUCAAUAGUGAGCAUAAUAGGUCUUGCUCUCUAUAUUAAUUUUGUUUUGUAAGAGUUGAAAAAGGUGUGUAGAAAAAUCAAAGUGUGCUAGCAAAAGUAUUAAUUGUACUCGGUAUGAAAUAAGUGAUUCAAAUAUUACUCCAAACCAAUUCCCUUUCUCGAUAUGUAUCCUUUUAAUUUAGAACAAUACUUCGUCCACACGCAAAACUCCUACACGCUCGGGAUUACUUUGAAAUAAUUGAUCGUUG